AUGGGUGAUAUUCUAGAUUCACAGAAAUAUGUCAAUUCAACGUGCUUGAGUCUUCUUUUGCUGGAGGUGGUGCCCACCUCGAUUCGAGUGUCCCAUAAAUUGAAAGAAACCAGUAAUGCCAUGGCUAAUAUUGAUGAACAAACUAGGUUCGAUACAAAAUUAUCAAGUAUACCGGAUGAUUUACCAGGAACAGUUAAUGUAUUGGAGAAUCCAUUGAUAAACAAUGAUGAUGUUACUAUUAGAGUUGAGAAUUACGGAUACAAUUUGGGAUUAAGGCUUUCGGAAGUUUUAAUGUAUAAGAUAUCAAAUCCAAACAUAUCGCAAAAUUCAUCAACCAAGAUUGUUGAUGUAUUGGAUAUCAUGAAAUUUGUUUGUAGAGAUGUAUGGAAAAACCUUUACGGGAAACAAAUGGAUAAUUUAAGAACCAAUCAUCGGGGGACGUUUGUGUUGGUUGAUAAUAAUUAUAAGCUUAUAAAUAAUCUCAAUGGUUCGAAAACUGAAAGUGACACUUUGAUUAAAUCAAGCUCCUAUAUUUGGUUCCCCUGUGGUAUAAUCAGAGGAAUCCUAAUGAGUUUUGGUAUUGAUGCUAAUGUAACUGCUGAAAUUACUGCUCUCCCAGCAGUUACUUUCAAUAUUCAGACUGCAAUAAAUAAUUAG
Molecule: messenger RNA, 657 nt
Organism: Hyphopichia burtonii NRRL Y-1933
Lineage: Eukaryota; Fungi; Ascomycota; Pichiomycetes; Serinales; Debaryomycetaceae
Gene: TRS33
Product: Trs33p
Exons: 1
Coding region: 1-657 (218 amino acids)
Biological process (GO): endoplasmic reticulum to Golgi vesicle-mediated transport; regulation of GTPase activity
Cellular component (GO): TRAPP complex; cis-Golgi network; trans-Golgi network
Source: RefSeq, a predicted model, not a curated record